AUGCAUCAGAGAAAGGCAGAAAUUCAAGAUUGGCUCACUACCAAUGGAAUUGAUUAUGAAACUUACAUGUCGAAGGAAGAGCUGAUGUGUCUGGUGGACAAAUACAAGCCCGACCCAAAAUAUGAGGUCGACGAAAUUUUAAAAGAAAAUGGACAUGAAGUUCUACGGUUGCCCCCAUACCAUUGUGACCUUAACGCCAUUGAACAAAUAUGGAGUUUAGCUAAAAGGAAAGUUGGUAGCAAAAAUAUGGGUCUCAGUGUAAAAGAAGUGGAAAAAGCGAUUUCGACGGAAUUUGGGACGGUAACUCCAGAGGACUGGAAAAAAUGCACUGAUCAUGUACUGCACGUGGAACAAAAAUAUAUAGAACGAGAUGGAAUCGUCACAACAUUAGAACCAUUCAUUAUAAAUGUAACCAGUGACAGGGACUCAAGCAGUGAGUCUGAGGAGCCAGUUGAGUUUUUGGAAUCUGAUUUUGACUAUGAUAGUUAG
This is a messenger RNA of Cydia fagiglandana, 489 nucleotides long. RefSeq lists its product as uncharacterized. NCBI's taxonomy places the organism in Eukaryota, Metazoa, Arthropoda, Insecta, Lepidoptera, Tortricidae. The record is from RefSeq and is a predicted model, not a curated record. Gene Ontology annotation, molecular function: nucleic acid binding. Bases 1 to 489 code for a protein of 162 amino acids. The transcript has a single exon.